AUGAUUGAUCCUCAAUUGAUGGAAAAGUGGAAAACAGAGCUUUUCUAAGAUCAAGCACUCAACAAACUCUUUGAUUAGCACUUAACAUUGGAGGAGUUUGUCCUAUUAAUCCUCAAGAAUUAUAACAUGGUUUAAUUGGGAGACAUAUUUUAAAAGUUGACUUCGAUUAAUCAAUCUAUUUCUAUGUAGUUGGAUCACUACAUUAAAAACAAUUAUGAAUUGCUGAUUGAAGAUCUUAAGGAUAAAUCUUAACAAUGUGACAAUGAUGUCAUUAUUGAAGCCUUAUAAAAGAUUAAAUUUAUAUAACAAAGACUUCAGGACAAUUAUGUGACUAAAUACAAUAAAAUUAUAAAACUAUUGCCAAUCAAAUAAAAUAGUGAAUUAGCUUUGCAAAAGUGUAAACAACUUCAAAAAUUCAGUGUGCAAUUAAAAUUACUGAGAUCCUUAGCUCAAUAGUAAAAUAACAGUAUCAACAUAACAGAUGCACAGAGAGUGUCUAAUGCUUUAUUUGAAAUAGAUAGAUUGCCUAUUAAACAAUUUCAAUUUUAUAAGAACAACCAGACCUAUAUUAAAUAGGUUGAAGAAACCUUAUAGAUUAAAGUAACUAGAAAGUUUGAAGAUUCACUCUCAGCAAAGAGUGUGCCAGAUUUAACAUAAUGUUUGGGAAUAUUUUAUAGUCUUGGUAGAUUAUCUGAAAUACUUGAACUGAAAUGUAAUUAAGUAUUAAAAUAAAUAAGUGAACAAUAUAAGAUAUUAUUCUCAAAUUCUAAAUCCUUUUUACCUGACUAUAGAAAUCAAAUAAAAAAUGAAUUAAAUUAGAUGAUUCUAAUUUGGUUAAUCUAUCAAGCUAUGAAUUAAACUGAUCAAUAUCACUUAAUCAAUUACUAAGAAGAACUCAAAGAUUAAUUCCCGCACUUAUUUUUGAUGGUAUGGAAAAAGUACACAGAUGUCAUUUAACAGUCAAUCUAAAUUAUAAUCGAUAACAAGUAGAAGUAUGAGUCUACUUACAACAAUUUGGUCCAUUUUUAUCCCAUCAUCAAAGAUAUCUAUUAUGACUAACUAAUUAUGUUUAGCGAACAAAUACUUAUCUUUCCAUCAUCAAUACUAUUAAGUCUUAAUUAAAAUGAAAUCUAGGGACAAUUGAUGUCUUCCUUGAAUGUGUUGAGACCUUUGCAUUAAAUGCAAUUCAUACUGUUGUUGAAGGAACAAAUCACUAAUCUUGCUAAUGAUGUAUACGUUUAGGAGAAAGGACAACCCUAUGUUGAGAAAGCUUUGAAUGCUUUGACUUCAUUCAUUGAUUUUGUUAAAUUAGAAUUUGAAUAAAUUAAAUAUGAUGGCCAAUCAUUUAAAUUUAUGACUCAAAAGUUACUUCAUGAAUACAACUCUUUGAUUGAAUCCUUCCAAGGAAUGACUUAUACCAAUGAAUGUUUAGCUGUCUUAUCUGUUUCAAUGCCAUACUUCUGGAAAUAACUUUUAGAUCAUCCCUUAAAUCAUGAACUUGAAAUGUCAGAAUUAUUGGUUAAAAAAGAAGGACUUAAGUAAAUAGAUUCAAAUUUAUAAAUCUUAUUUGAUUAAUAUUUACAAAGACGCAAAAUUACAUAAGAUUUGAUUAAUGCCUUAUUAAAAAAUUGA
Paramecium tetraurelia is the source of this 1632-nucleotide messenger RNA. RefSeq lists its product as uncharacterized. The transcript has 6 exons. The record is from RefSeq and is a predicted model, not a curated record. NCBI's taxonomy places the organism in Eukaryota, Ciliophora, Oligohymenophorea, Peniculida, Parameciidae.